Colletotrichum scovillei is the source of this 495-nucleotide messenger RNA. RefSeq lists its product as uncharacterized. The transcript has 2 exons. Gene Ontology annotation, molecular function: methylmalonyl-CoA epimerase activity. The coding region runs from base 1 to 495 and encodes 164 amino acids. Gene Ontology annotation, biological process: L-methylmalonyl-CoA metabolic process. Lineage: Eukaryota; Fungi; Ascomycota; Sordariomycetes; Glomerellales; Glomerellaceae. The record is from RefSeq and is a predicted model, not a curated record.
AUGUCUACCUCAAACAUGCGAUCAAUCAACCAUGUCGGCGUGUCCGUCCCGGACAUUGAAGCAGUAGUGAAAUGGUACAGCGAAAUCAUGGGCUUUGUCCUCGUAAAUGGCAAAAUCAAGCACAUCAAGCGCUCCGAGACCCCGGACGCGGGAAUUUUUAAGAUUUAUCCAGACUCUUUGCAGGAGGUCAAGCUAGGAUUCAUGGCGACUGGCAACGGUGUCGGGUUUGAAGUUUUUGAGUUCGUCGACCCGGCUUACAAGAAGGCCGAAGACUUCGCUUACAACGUGGGCGGCUUCUUUCACUUGUGCGUGACGGAUGCUGAACCAGAGGCUCUGCUGGCUCGGGCUAUACAAGCCGGGGCCAGCAAGAUUGGGGAACCGACACUGAAUCCGCUGAGCGGCUCGAGGUGUCUGUACUUUAGAGAUCCUUGGGGCAACGUGUUGGAGAUUUUGGAUAUGAGCUUUGACAGGAUGAGUGCGCUGGAUGCAGUUUGA